Messenger RNA from Rotaria sp. Silwood2, 1026 nucleotides. The record is from the annotation of a GenBank genome assembly. Lineage: Eukaryota; Metazoa; Rotifera; Eurotatoria; Philodinida; Philodinidae.
AUGGAAGAUAAAGAUCUUGAUUAUCAACCACCUAAUGAUCCUUCGACUGAUGAAGAAAAAUUAAAAGAACAAAUAACAGCUUUAAACAAUUUUCUCUCAGCUUGUGUUAGUAAAAGAAAAUUAAAUGUAACAACGUCUUAUAAAGAUCUCUCACAUCGUGUCAAAUUGAGAUAUAUAAGUCUAGUAAAAUUCAUAACGCGAUCAACUACAUCAUUGAUAGCAUCGGAUGAUGCUGACAUGCUCAUACAUGACGCAUUUAGUGAUGUAAAUAGUGAAGAUUCGAAUAUUGUUUUAGACGGAAAUUUUCGUCAAAUAAUGAAUGGUGUUUCGGAAGCAUACAUAAAUGCCGAAUCAUGGCAAUCGAGACGAGAGAUUCUCUCCAUCGUUGCACCAAAAAUAUCAUUAAAGCUCAUUCAAUUAUUUAUACCAGGUUUAACUUAUGGCAGAUUUUCUGCAGCACGUUUGCAUGCCAGAAAAUAUAGUGCCGGUUCGAGAGUUGAGGAAACAACAAAAGUUGUUCAACGGUUUGAUGAUCAUCAAAUUGCUCUCUUUGUUGAUUUUAUUGUUUCACCUCAUGUGUGUACAGAUUUGCCAUUCGGCGAAAAAGUGUUGAAAUUGUCGUCUGGAGUUGAAUUGUUCGUUCCAAAUACGAUAAGAAACAUGCGAGCGACUCGCAUUAUCGAACAGUAUCUUCUUUAUUGCAAAGAGAUGUGUUCAGAUUUUGAACCACUCGGUAAAAGUAGUUUAUUUACUAUUCUUGAUACUUGUAAAGCAUCAACAAGAAAGUCUUUACAAGGUAUAAAUUACUUUGCAGCUGAAGCUGGAGAAGCAUUUGAUGGUUUGCGAAAAAUGCUUGAAGAUAAAGUCACUCUUUGUGAUGAUAGUGAACGACUUAUUGAGAAUUUGGAAUGUGCUCGAUUGUAUUUGAAAUCAGAUUAUAAAGUGCAUGUAGCAAGAUCGAGCAAUAUUGCUGAUCACUGUUGUAUUUAUGCAUUGAGUGAUCCAAAAAAGCGUGAUUUUGCGUAA